UCGCUUCGCCAGCUCUCUCUCGCCAGACACCACAGAGACAACGACAAAGACAAACCCAGCCAAAGUUUCACAGUCCCGCCACGACCGAACCCACACGCCCUUUCUCAACCAUACCUCGCCUCCUUGCACCUGCCAUCAAGACCCUCCAUACUCAUACCAGACCUCCCGCGCCGUGCUCCAUCCCUCGUCUCCCUCGCGCAUCUCCUACCCUUCCAGGUGGUCGGUCGAGUGGUCACCCAGACUGCAACAAAGUGCCCCAACCCCAACGACGCCUCCGACGCCGCAUCGUUCCAGCCCCUUUCCUUGCCCUCGGUGCCUAUCCGCAUCGACUAUCAUCGCCUGCCAGACUGAAUUCGCUGACCAAGACCAUGGCCGGCGAUCAGGCCUUCGGCGUCACGCCGCCCAUCUCCGUCAUUUUACCCACCGAGUCGGAGAAACGUGCUAGCGAUGCCCUCAUCCAGGAGUUGAGAAACCAGAAGACUUUUGAGAGCCCGUCUGACACUGACAAGAGGCAUGCCGUCCUCGAUUCGCUCCAGAUCAUCUGCAACGAGUUUGUUCGUCGCGUCGCCCUCGAGAAAGAACCCGCCAACGAAGUGCUUAUUCGAAAUGCCCGAGGCAAGGUCUUCACUUACGGUAGUUUCCGCUUGGGCGUAUUCGGGCCUGGCUCCGAUAUUGACACGCUCAUUGUCGCCCCGAAAUAUGUUACUCGAGACGACUACUUCAAGCACUUCCCCGGCCUGUUGGUUGACAUGGCCCCCAAAGGUUCCAUCACAGACCUAGCCGUGGUGACAGAUGCCUUCGUGCCCAUCAUCAAGUUUGAGUACUCCGGCAUAAGCAUUGACUUGAUUUUCUCUAGGAUCAUCCAGAAGCAGAUAUCCCCUGAUUUCCAAGAUCUGAAAGACUCUGGCCUUCUCCGAGGCUUGGACGAAGCCGAGCUGCGAUCUCUGAAUGGAACCCGAGUCACCGACGAAAUUCUAGCCCUGGUUCCGGAACAGAGUACAUUUAAGCUUGCUUUACGAGCCAUCAAGCUGUGGGCGCAGCGCCGCGCUGUCUACGCCAACAUUAUGGGCUUUCCCGGUGGUGUUGCAUGGGCUAUGCUUGUUGCUCGCGUGUGCCAGCUUUACCCCAAGGCCGCAACGUCCGUUAUAGUCAACAAGUUUUUUCUUGUUAUGAGUCAGUGGCGAUGGCCACAACCUGUUCUCUUGAAGCCCAUUGAAAGUGGACCUCUCCCCGUCCGCGUGUGGAAUCCGAAGGUAUACAAGGGAGAUUCUUUCCACCUGAUGCCCGUCAUCACGCCAGCUUAUCCUUCUAUGUGUGCCACAUUCAACAUCACUCGUUCAUCGAUGAGCAUCAUCAAGCGAGAGCUCCAACGAGGGCUUGAGCUAUCAGAGAGCGUAAUGAUAGGCAAGCGCCCCUGGAGCGAUCUCUUCGUCAAACACACUUUCUUCACCCAGGGCUACAAAUACUACAUUUCUGUCAUCUCCGCGAGCAAGACCAAGGAAGCCCAUAAGAUAUGGUCUGGAUAUGUCGAGUCCAAGGUUCGAAUGCUCGUCCAGAAGCUGGAACAGCAUCAAUCAAUAGCUCUUGCGCAUGCGUUCAACAAGGGAUAUGACCGACGACACCGAUGCAACAGCGACAGCGAAAUCGAACAAGUACAAGACGGCUGCCUCGAUUUCCUUGUCAUCGAGAACUCUGAAGAAGCACCAGAUAUUGACCCCAAGAUCGAAAAUGUCAAGGUCAAGGUCGAGGAUGAUGACAAUGUCAAGAUGGACAAUAUCAAAAUGGAGGAAGAUGUCAAGGUGGAGGAAGAUGUCAAGAUGAAGACCGAGGAAGAUGCCAAAGUCUCGGAGACACCUUCUGGAACUGAUGUCUUCACCACCACACAUUACAUUGGCCUAGAGCUCGCUAAUAACGCCAAAUCUCUCGACCUGUCAUAUCAGGUAGACGAGUUCAAGUCCCUCUGCACUCAGUGGCAAAAGUACCAAGACGACCUAAAGGAAUUGGUGUCCAUCGGGGUCCAGCACGUUCGAAACUUCAAUCUUCCAGACGACGUGUUUGAUGCUGGUGAGAAAAAGCCUCAGAAGAAAUCUGGCGGCGCUAAGGGCGCACCGAACGGCAAGAAACGGGCUCCUACUGAGGUACUUGAUUCAUAUCCGCGUCCCUUCCCGCACGACUACGAUGCACUGCCAUCGCCAGUGUAUGCAUUGAGGAGACUGGACAAACUGAUGGAUGAACAGGAGAACCCGCCACCCGCAAAAAGACAACAGACCUCGGUCGCGGCCGCCGGCUGAGUAUUCCUACCUCGCAUUCCCAGAACAUCUCUUUGAAAGAUGUUGACCCAAAAUGUUGGCUCAUCUCUGGUUGGGCCACGUAGCAAUUUCUUCAGCUUGGGCAAGCCUCGGAUAUAGAGGACAUCCCCAGGUUGAUCUUUACUGACUGACAUGCACAAAAGUUGAUUUUCCAUUCUGGCCGGCCGGUUGAGCUUGAGACAUGGUAGACGCAGCCGCACUUGCAGCUAUCGGCCCUGUCAUGAGC
Messenger RNA from Ilyonectria robusta, 2535 nucleotides. RefSeq names its product Poly(A) polymerase central domain-containing protein. NCBI's taxonomy places the organism in Eukaryota, Fungi, Ascomycota, Sordariomycetes, Hypocreales, Nectriaceae. Gene Ontology annotation, molecular function: poly(A) RNA polymerase activity; RNA binding. The record is from RefSeq and is a predicted model, not a curated record. The transcript has 6 exons. Gene Ontology annotation, cellular component: nucleus. Bases 369 to 2291 code for a protein of 640 amino acids.